GUGAUGGAGAACCUCACAACUCCUCCAGCCUGGACCAGGGUCACCAACAGCUCCUUGGAGCCGGGUGGCACAGACGACAACCCCUACAAGUGCGUGUUUGACGAGGACUUCAAAUACGUCCUGCUGCCCGUCUCCUACGGCAUCGUGUGCGUGGUGGGGCUCUUCCUCAACCUGCUGGCCCUCUACGCCUUCAUCUUCAGGAUCAAGACCUGGAACGCCUCCACCACCUAUAUGUUCAACCUGGCCAUAAGCGACACGCUCUACGUGGUGUCCCUGCCCCUCCUGGUCUACUACUACGCCAUGGGGGACAACUGGCCCUUCAGCGCGGGGCUGUGCAAGCUCGUGCGCUUCCUCUUCUACACCAACCUCUACUGCAGCAUCCUCUUCCUGCUCUGCAUCAGCAUCCACCGCUUCCUGGGCAUCUGCUACCCGCUCAAGUCGCUGCGCUGGGGCCACGUGCGCCACGCGCGCAAGGUCUCGGCGGCCGUGUGGCUGGUGACCGUGGCAUGCCAGUGCCCCGUGCUCUUCUUCGUCACCACCAGCGCCAAGGGCGACGCCAUCACCUGCCACGACACCUCCAGCAAGGAGCUCUUCGGGCAGUUCGUCAUUUACAGCUCGGUGAUGCUGGUGCUGCUCUUCUGCAUCCCCUUCCUCAUCAUCAUCGUCUGCUACUGCCUGAUGGCGCGGCGGCUGCUCCAGCCCACCCGGGGCAUUUCCCGCCUGUCCCGCUCCAAGAAGAAGUCGGUGAAGAUGAUCAUCAUCGUCCUGGUGGUCUUCAUUGUUUGUUUUCUUCCUUUCCACGUCACCCGUACCUUGUACUACUCCUUCCGGAGCUGGGACCUGAGCUGCCAGACCCUCAACGCCAUCAACCUGGCAUACAAGGUGACUCGUCCCCUGGCCAGCACCAACAGCUGCUUGGAUCCCAUUUUGUAUUUCUUAGCAGGGCAACGAUUUAUGAGGUUUGCGGGCAACAAAGUGCCGUGGAAGCCUCAGAACGAGGUGGCUCUGGGCACGGUGCCCAACAGUCACCUGGGAACCAGCAGCGACACGGACACACAGCUCUCCAAGGAUCUGAAAUCCUAGCUCUGCCCCGCAGCAGGAGGGUUUGUCCUGGCUCUGAAGGGAGGACAGGAUGCUCUGGGGCCCGAGGCUUUGGGUGUUUGGGGUGCCUGGGCUUGCCCCCGCUCCGGCGUGGUCCGUGUCAAACGCGCUGCUCUGCUUGUUUUGCUGUACUUUUUUCAGGAAGGUGCAGCUGUGG
Messenger RNA from Melozone crissalis (California towhee), 1258 nucleotides. RefSeq names its product purinergic receptor P2Y2 (gene P2RY2). Gene Ontology annotation, cellular component: plasma membrane. The transcript has a single exon. Lineage: Eukaryota; Metazoa; Chordata; Aves; Passeriformes; Passerellidae. The record is from RefSeq and is a predicted model, not a curated record. The coding region runs from base 4 to 1083 and encodes 359 amino acids. Gene Ontology annotation, molecular function: G protein-coupled purinergic nucleotide receptor activity; G protein-coupled UTP receptor activity; A1 adenosine receptor binding. Gene Ontology annotation, biological process: phospholipase C-activating G protein-coupled receptor signaling pathway; blood vessel diameter maintenance; positive regulation of mucus secretion.